Messenger RNA from Hemiscyllium ocellatum (epaulette shark), 536 nucleotides. Its product is annotated as WW domain-binding protein 2-like. Gene Ontology annotation, cellular component: nucleus. Gene Ontology annotation, biological process: positive regulation of DNA-templated transcription. Bases 1 to 426 code for a protein of 141 amino acids. The transcript is spliced from 5 exons. The record is from RefSeq and is a predicted model, not a curated record. Gene Ontology annotation, molecular function: chromatin DNA binding; transcription coactivator activity. NCBI's taxonomy places the organism in Eukaryota, Metazoa, Chordata, Chondrichthyes, Orectolobiformes, Hemiscylliidae.
AUGGGGAUCGCCUUUCUGAUGUUUUGUGAUUAUGUGAAGCUGUCAUUUGUUGACAGGAAUGUCACAUUGGAGGCUUUCAAAGGCUCGAGGAAGGGAACUGUUUAUCUUAUGCCACAUCAAGUUGUCUUUUUGUCAAAAGAUCUCAAAAAGGCGCUAAGAUCCUUCACAAUGCCAUUUUCUCAGAUAAAAGAUUGUAAGAUCAAGCUGCCAAAGCUUAGGCCAGGCUAUAUCAAAGGGCAAAUUGAAGCAGAGCCAAAUGGAGGAUGGAUAGGUUCUACAAUAUUCAAACUUACCUUUCACAAUGGAGGAGCCAACGAAUUUGGACAGCUGAUGCUACGAAUACAAGCUGAAGAAAUGAAAAAGCAUAGCUUGGUGUCAUCAGAUCAAGUUCAAAACCGUGAUUCCGGUUCACAGCAUGGCCACUGAGGAUCUGAAUAAUGCAAUCCCUGGAAUCAAACUGGAAGAGAACUAUAUUUUUCUGGCUGCACAAGCCCACCAGUGAGCUGUAAUUGUCCAUGUUCCAGCAUGGUCACAGU